GGCGCGCCCCGCCGCAGAACCGCGUUCCCCCUCUGCCCAGCAAAUCGCGUGUCGCUGCGUAAAUUCAGGCGCUGUAAACAUUUGAUUUGACACCCACAUGCGUUUCCGCCUUGCGAUCUCUCUUCACGAACCGGCAGGUGAUAAAACAGUUUCACAAAUGCAGACGACGACAAAGAAACAAUGUCUUCCGCCUCUGCCUCCGCCUCCCGAAGCUCUGCGUAUGGAGUGAACGGCAAUGCCCAAGACAAGGCGGCCCCACGGCCACCCCGCAUGAGUGCCCACGAUAGCUUCAAGAGCGAGCGGUCCGACUCGAGAAGACAUGUCCCGUCCCCGCAGGCCGCCCCUUCUCUGACAUCCCACAAGCGGACGGCAUCGGGGAAUCCCAGGCCCUCGAGUCGGACGGUCGAGGAAAGGAGGACGGAGAGGGUCCAAGUGACUACGAAGGAGACCUUGGUAUCUCGGACUAGGAGCCCGGAACGGCGAGGAGCGCCGAGCGACAAGCCGCGGAAUGUGGAAGCGUCAAAGCAGAGGGCAGCCGAGACGAGGUCGAGGGAAACUAGGGUCGAGCCAGCACCUCCAGCUCCCUGGGAGCCCGAGGCUACGUUACUGCCGCACACUUCCGCUCCGCUAGCAUCGCGCAUAUCGAUCCCGCCGCUGGCAUCUUCGGCGCCACAGAUGCUGCAGCCAACGCCGCUCCAGGAACUGUCCUUGGCCGCCCAGGAGGCAGCCGUUCUGGAGGACCUACUCUUCGUCUUUAUGGGCUUCGAAGGCCAAUAUAUCCGGUUCGCGAAAGGUUAUAACCCGUACGAGGAGAGGGACAGGCUCUCUGGGCCGGUAUUUCGGAUUCUUCCCGGACUCGACCCAAGUCUACAGGACCUCACCAACUCGAUGUUGAAGAUGGCCUCCCAUUACUCGGCAUUGGAGACAUUCGUCGAUGUCCAGAGCAGGGAAGAGUUUGGGUCUGUGAACCAUGCGUUGUGUGCAUCGAUACGGAAGCUCCUCCAGGACUAUCUCGUCAUGAUCGCGCAGCUCGAGACGCAAUUUCUCACCAAUAAUACUUUCACCUUACAUGUGCUCAAUAUCCACAUCCUUCCCACCAGCCAAAUGAUGUUUCAGCUAUAUGCCCUAGCGCAUGAGCUUCUAAAGAGAAACGCAUUGCUCGACGACGAAACAGAUGAAUCGAGUGACAGCGCAGACGACUACGACCAUAUCCUGGAGCAGCUGCGGGAUGGGGGAGACCUUGUGCCUGGAAAUAUGACCGGGAAGAAGAUCUGCAAAGGAGGAGUCGUGCUCGGGCUCAUAACUAAGAGGCUGGAGUCCAUGUCUGGCGACCCCUCGGCCAGGGCUCUGCUCACAUCCCUACUCAGGGACGCCAGCCGUCCUUAUAUGGUCAUGCUGAAUGAAUGGUUACAUCACGGCGGGAUCAACGACCCGCAUUCCGAGUUCCUGGUCAAGGAACAGAAGAGCAUCCGGAGAGACAGGUUGGAACAGGACUACACGGAUGAGUACUGGGAGAGGCGAUAUACGAUACGAGAUCAUGACGUCCCGCCACAACUAGAAGGGGUGAAGGGCAAGGUGCUGCUUGCUGGAAAGUACCUGAAUGUUGUCCGAGAAUGUGGGGGGGUCGACGUCAGCAAGGAGGUGAAGGACGUCCCAAUCUCAUUCGACGACAAUCGUUUCCUGGACAACGUUAAUAACGCCUACGCUCACGCGAACGAGUCGCUGAUGCAGCUGCUACUGACGACACAUGCCUUGCCUGACAGGUUGAGGUCGCUGAAGCACUACUUCUUCCUCGACCCUUCGGAUUAUUUCUCCUACUUCCUCGAACUUGGCUCCUCCGAAUUACGGAAGCCGGUUAAGUCUGUCAACACCAGCAAGCUGCAGUCGUUGUUGGAUCUAGUACUCCGCCAGCCCGGCAGUCUCGUUUCUCUUGACCCUUUCAAGGAGGACGUGAAGGUGGAAAUGAACGAGAUUACUCUCAUCAAGUCUUUGCAACGGGUCGUUAAUAUCACCGGCAUAGAGCAAGGAGAGACGCUUCAGCCCCUGUCCAACCAGCCGAUAGAGAACGACAAGAACGCCAUUGGCUUCACCUCCCUGCAGCUGGAUUACGCCGUCCCCUUUCCGGUUUCGCUCGUCAUCAGCAGGAAAACCGUCUGGCGGUACCAGGCCCUGUUCCGCUAUCUCCUCUCCCUUCGGUACCUUGAGUCGCAACUAGCGGCCACCUGGCAGACACACGGGAGUGGCAUCUCAUGGUCACACAAGAGCAGUUCGCGCAACCUGGAGAUAUGGAAACGACGUGUCUGGACACUGCGCGCACGCAUGCUGGUGUUUGUCCAGCAGCUACUCUACUUUUGCACGGCCGAGGUUAUCGAGCCGAACUGGCAAGCCUUGAUGUCGCGGGUGGCGGAAAGGGACGCCAAAGACGGCGGCCAGGACGGAGGAGGGCCCGGAACAAAAGGCCCAACGCGCACGGUAGACGAGCUGAUGCAGGACCAUGUGGACUUCCUCGACACUUGCUUGAAGGAGUGCAUGCUGACGAACAGCAAACUUCUCAGGAUCCACUCUAAGCUGAUGCAAACCUGCACCAUCUUCGCCACCUACACCAACUGGCUGUCCCGGGAGCUCGAGAAGUCCGACCCGGACCUCAGCGGCACAACUAAGCCCCGGAACAUGACGGACGACCACUGGAGGCAGUUCCAAGCCGUCAGGUCCCAGCGGCAAGCGGGCGGCGGUAGCGGGCACGGCGACUCGACGGCCUCGCACGGCGGCGGUAAGGACGCGGCCGCCAAGGGCGAGGAGGCGCGCGUGGCCGAGCUCUUCGACGUGAUCAGGAAGUGGGAGACCAACUUCAGCCGGCACCUGCAGAUCCUGCUCGACGCGCUCAACCACUACGCCGCCACCGAGACGGUCGUCCUGUUAAGCCUGUGCGCCAGGCUGAGUACCGCCAACCAGGGGACGGAGCACGCGGGACCGAGGGCGGAUGAGGACGUUGCCUCUUGAUAGAGCUGUUUCGGG
Molecule: messenger RNA, 3015 nt
Organism: Phialemonium atrogriseum
Lineage: Eukaryota; Fungi; Ascomycota; Sordariomycetes; Cephalothecales; Cephalothecaceae
Product: Spc98 family-domain-containing protein
Exons: 3
Coding region: 181-3000 (939 amino acids)
Biological process (GO): cytoplasmic microtubule organization; spindle assembly; meiotic cell cycle
Cellular component (GO): spindle pole; equatorial microtubule organizing center; centrosome
Molecular function (GO): microtubule minus-end binding; gamma-tubulin binding
Source: RefSeq, a predicted model, not a curated record